This is a messenger RNA of Aedes albopictus (Asian tiger mosquito), 3945 nucleotides long. RefSeq lists its product as uncharacterized. NCBI's taxonomy places the organism in Eukaryota, Metazoa, Arthropoda, Insecta, Diptera, Culicidae. The transcript has a single exon. The record is from RefSeq and is a predicted model, not a curated record. Bases 1 to 3945 code for a protein of 1314 amino acids.
AUGCUUCGCACACCUGUUAGUCAACAGCAGCAGGCGAAAUCGAAUCAGCAAAAUGUCCCAGCUCCGACUCCGAAUGACACGGAGAACAACUUUGUUCCUGGUUCCCGUGUAUCGAUCGAUGCUGCCCUAUCUGGUAGGCGUUCGAACAAAAGCCGAUCUUCCCGUAUCAGCGAAACCGACAGCCAACUGAAGGCCCUGUUGUUGGAGGAGCAGAUCGAGGAGGAUGAACUGAAGGCUUCAAUCGAACGAGACAAAAUCCUGGCUGAAAAACGAUUAGCUGCGCUUCAGAUUGAACAAGACCUGGUGCUGAAGACGGAAGAGAGGAAGGCUGAGUUUCUCAGGCGAAAACGUGAGCGUGAACUCAAGAAGGAAGAACUGAAGGCUGGUUCAAGUUACGGCUCGAGCAUCUGCAGUAGCAGGGGUAGCAACUCGAGUGCGUACACCAGUGUAUCCCAACGUGUCACCCAAUGGGUCACCGAGACCACAAAUGUGGAACCAACAAACCCGAACGAUCUACGCCAUGUAAACCUGGAACCAUCAAAUCACGUGGUUCGACAACCCCGUCGCGAGCCUGUGGAGAACGAUUUGCGUGUGCCCGAGCCAGGAGUGAAUGCGAUCCUGCUCGAAGCGUUCAAGGCACUGCAAGGCAGAAACGUGAAGGAUUUGCCACCAUUUUCUGGCGACAUCAUGGAGUGGACGAUUUUCGAGAACGAGUUCAACGCAUCCACUGAGGAGUUUCAACUGACCGAUCGUGAUAACUUGAGACGGUUAAACAAGGCGUUACAAGGUAAGGCACGAAAAACCGUGGAAUCAUUGUUGUCUUCCCCGGACAACGUUACUCAGAUUAUGAGGAUGCUGAAAUCGAAUUUCGGGCGCACGGAAUGGGUCGUGGCCAAUCGAUUGGAAGCGCUGAGGAACCUCGAUGUCGUGAAAGAAGGUAACAUCGAAUCGUUUAGGGCCUUCUACAAUGCUGUUGUCGGUACUAUGGUCGCGAUGCAGAACGCCAAGGCGAGUAAUUAUCUGCUCAAUCCCGAACUCAUUUCACACCUGGCUGAAAAAUUACUUGUCUUCAGUAAGCAAAUGUGGGUUCGACACAAGGCAGCACUAAUGAAGCAAGAUAUCGUCGUGGAUUUCGCCAUUUUCGCUCGCUGGUUGGAGGAUGAGAUGGACAACCAGCUGGCAAGCCUGAAUCCUGCGUUCGGGACGAAGAAACUGAUCAACUCAGCGAAGCCGAAACCCGUCGUAUUCCAUGUCGAUGAUCGUGAUGAAGAAGCAGCAAAGAAAUGUCCGCUAUGCUCGGUGGGAUCGCAUUUUAGUCUGGACAAGUGCGGUCAGUUUCGAGGACUCUCUGUUGCCCAACGUCGAACCACCGCUAAGUCGUGUAAAGUGUGCUACAUUUGCCUGAAAUCGGAUCAUGCUAGACGAAACUGUAAGUCUACGAAAAAGUGUUCGGUUUGUGGAAAGAAUCAUCACGAACUGGUCCACAACGAUGAGCCACCACGUGAGUCACCUAGGAGCAACCAGUCUGCUCUGCCGAAUGUCUGCAACGUGAAUGGCAGGAACGUCAACACACUGCUACGUGUAGGAAAGGUGAAGAUCCUGGGUCCAAAUGGCGCUGAGGAAGUUUUCGCUUUGUUUGACGAAGGUUCUUCUCUAUCAAUGAUCGAUGCAAACGUUGCUGCGAUGAUUGGGCUGCAGGGACCGGCAUCUUCUGUGACUUAUCGAUGGACGAACGGUAUUUCUCACAAGGAGGAACAAUCGAUGAUGCUGUCCUUCGACAUCUCUGGACCUUCAGCUCAAGCGAAAUGGUUUAAGGCAAGUCACGUCCGCUCCGUUCAAAACCUCGAUUUGCCACCCGUGAACUUCGACAUCGAAAAGGUGAAGAGAAUGUACCCGAUGCUUGACGAGGAUAAGCUGGUCGCAGUUCACGGCGCUCGUCCUUGUAUGCUUCUCGGCUCCAACAACGCUGGAUUGAUUGUGCCACUGAAAACAGUCCAAUAUUCGUUGCAUGGCCUGCAGUUAACUCGUUGUCAUCUAGGUUGGACCGUUCAUGGUUUGAUCGAACCAAGCGAUGCAGGAUCAGAGGACUGUCAUGCGCUAAUCUGCACGGAAGAUGACGACGUCGAGCUAACGAAUCUGGUGAAGCAGGCGUAUAAGGUAGAAGAUUUCGGAAUAACCGGACAGUCUCCGAAGAUGUCUGAUGAAGAUCAACGCGCCGUUGACAUCAUGAACCGCACCGUCACUCGACGUGGAGAACGCUUCGAAGUAGGACAAAUUUACAAGUAUGGCAACUUUUCGUUUCCGGACAGCAAGCCUCAAGCGUUGCGGCGGCUACAGAUGAUCGAGAAGAAGAUGGAUUCUGAUCCGGAGUUUGCUGAGAAGUAUUGCAGCAAAAUUCAAGAUUAUGUCGACAAGGGAUAUGCACGAAAGCUGGAGCCUCAUGAAGUUGAAGAAACACCGAAUACGUGGUACCUGCCGCAUUUUAGCGUGGAAACGACCGGAAAAUUCCGUCUAGUCAUGGAUGCUAAAGCGAAAUCUCACGGUUUCUCUCUCAACGAUUUGUUACUGAAAGGUCCUGAUUUCGUACCCGCCCUGAUCGCGAUCCUAAUGCGCGCUAGGAAGAAGAAGUUUGCGUUUGUGGCGGACAUAAAGGAGAUGUUCCACCAAAUCCUCAUCCGUAGAGAGGACCAGGACUCUCAACGCUUCUUUUUUCGUGGCAUGGAUCGCUCUGCUGACCCUAGCGUGUACAUCAUGAUGGUCAUGAUUUUCGGAGCUGUGUCAUCUCCUUCCAUGGCUCAAUUCAUCAAGAAUUUUAAUGCAAAGGAAUUGGAAGAAGAGUACCCUGGUGUAGAAUGCGCUGUGGUGAAUCAACAUUACGUUGACGAUUAUUUUGAUUGUGCCGACACUGAAGAAGAAGCAAUUCGACUGGUGCAGCAUGUGGUCAAGACGCACGAGCAUGGUGGAUUCCGGCUGGUCAAAUUUGCAUCGAACUCUGGAGCGCUCCUAGACUCCCUGGAUCCUACGUUGGUUGCCGAUCGAACAGGAAAUGAAACACGUGUACUGGGUAUCAGAUGGGAUCUACACUCCGAUGAAUUUGUCUUUUCGCUUGAAUUUCCGAAGUUGGUCGAAGAGUUUCGAACCGGCGAAAGUGUGCCUACAAAACGACAACUGUUAAAGUUCAUGAUGGGCAUUUUCGAUCCUUUAGGCUUGCUUAGUCCCAUCACUAUACAACUAAAAAUCAUCUUCCAAGAACUGUGGCGGUUACAGUCCGACUGGGAUGACGAGAUUCCAGAUGGAUUGGUUCCAAGAUGGAGAGAAUGGUUGGAUCAAACUGCGAAACUGAACGAAAUCCGACUGCCGAGGUAUUAUUUUCCAGAGAUUCCAUCGUUCGCUAAUGCUGAGCUGCAUGCCUUUUGUGACGCUAGUGAUAAGGCCUUCGCUUGCGUCGUUUAUAUAGUCCAUCGUCAUGAAGAUAGGUCGCAUGUCGCAUUAGUCUACGCCAAGGCUAGGGUCGCUCCUCUGAAGAAUUCGACAGUGCCACGUCUGGAGCUCCAAGGCUGUGUUCUUGCGAGUCAAAUGAUAAAAACGCUCCAAGAAGAAAUGAAGAUAGAGGUCACUAAGGUGUACUUCUGGACCGACUCCAAGAUUUGCCUAAGUUGGUUGAAGACGAGUCAGAAGCUGACUGCAUACAUCGGGUCUCGUGUUAUGAAGAUCAAGGAGAAUGGUCACAGCGUUGAUUUGUGGCAUUGGGUACCAUCGCAGUUGAACAUUGCUGAUCUGGCAACAAAGUCAAGCAAAUUCGGCAGUAUGCAAGAAUGGCUCAAGGGUCCGGAUUUCCUGCCACAUGUCAGCACCCGCUGGCCGAUCGACGCGCCGGUAGAACUGUCGCCUGCUGAGUUUGUAAAUUUCCACGCCGAGCUGAUCGUCGAUACUUCCGUUGAUUAG